AUGGUUCUCCAGCCCAUUGAAGUUUGGGGGCAUUGGGGUGCACCGAAUCCAUGGAAAGUAUGUCUCAUUCUUGAGGAACUUAAGCUGCCGUAUAUAAUUCACCAGCUAGAAUUUUCCCAAGUGAAAGAAGAGCAUUACGUCAAACUGAAUCCCAAUGGGCGCUUGCCUACAAUCAAAGAUCCAAACACUGGCAUCACGCUAUGGGAAUCAGGUGCAAUUAUCUUGUAUCUGGUAGAACAGUACGACGAUGACAGUAAAAUAUCGUUCGAAACCGCACCCGAAAAGCAUUUAGCACAGCAAUGGUUGGCAUUUCAGAUAUCUGGUCAAGGUCCCUAUUUUGGCCAAGCUACUUGGUUUGCUCGUUUCCACGCAGAGAAACUUCAAUCAGCUAUUGACCGCUACGUCGACGAGAUACUUCGAGUUACAGGGGUCUUGGACCGUGCCCUAGAGACAAAUGGUACGGGAUGGCUUGUCGGAAACAGUCUUACGUAUGCCGACCUUUCAUUUAUUACGUGGGCUUCGGUAGGCAAAGGAUUACUCAAGGAGCUCAGCCGAGAUUCGGAAUUAGAUAAGUAUCCAAACUAUACGUCAUGGAUUAAAGCGAUGGAAAAGAGAGGUGCAGUUAAAAAGAUCCAGGACAGUAUGGCGAAAGGCAGAGCAGCCAAUGGCCUCUAA
Trichoderma asperellum CBS 433.97 is the source of this 675-nucleotide messenger RNA. RefSeq lists its product as uncharacterized. The record is from RefSeq and is a predicted model, not a curated record. NCBI's taxonomy places the organism in Eukaryota, Fungi, Ascomycota, Sordariomycetes, Hypocreales, Hypocreaceae.